This is a messenger RNA of Microthlaspi erraticum, 1260 nucleotides long. NCBI's taxonomy places the organism in Eukaryota, Viridiplantae, Streptophyta, Magnoliopsida, Brassicales, Brassicaceae. The record is from the annotation of a GenBank genome assembly.
AUGGCUGCUCCUGCUACUUCAGAAACCAGUGAAGGACCGGUCCUGGCUUUCAUCAACAAGCGUCUCCGUGCCCUCCGCAAAAAACAAAACCGAAUCACUCAGAUGGAAGAAUCGAUCUCUCAGGGGAAAACCCUAAACAAGGAGCAGGAGGAAGUCCUCCGCUCGAAACCAGCCGUCCUCAUCCUCAUCGAAGAGCUCGACAAGCUCCGUGCUCCUCUCUCCGCCGCCGUCUCAGAAGAAAUCAGCCUCGCCACUAAGCACAUCCGAGCUUCACCCGAUCAAUCCACCGCCGUUGCCGCCGAGGAAAACGAUGUCGCAGCUGAGCCUCCUCGGGAAGCCAGCAGCACAGACGGCGGCUCCAAGCUCGAGCUCGAGGAUUUGGUGAACAUUUUGUAUUUCGGUUCGCUGUUCGAUGUGAAGUCGCAGAACGAGUUCACUUCGACAAUGUUGACGAGGACGCACGAGAGAGGAUGCUGCUUGACUUACGAUUACGUGACCGACGACGCGACGGAUCUGCUCGGCGAUCGCGAUUUGGAUUCGAUUUCCAAGCUCUGGAGCUUGAUGAUCUCUCGCCCUGUGGAUUCGAGCCUGUCUCACAAGAACGCGUUGGAGCGUUGCAUUGAGCACGCCAAGUUGUGGCUCUCUAACUCGGAUCAGCUAAUUGAAUCCAACUGCGACGUCUCGUAUGCUGGUUUGAGAGAGAAGUUGAAGAAGAUAAUGGCUUCUGAUUACUUCACUACUACCCCGGAGAUGAAAGCUCCCAUUGAAGUGGCGGCUGCUGCUGGAAACUACGCUUCAAUUGAAUCUGCAGCUGGGCACUACCAGCAAAAGGAAGAAGAUGCAUCAAACGGCAAAGAACAAGAAUCAGUUGGUAAUGAUCAGUCUCUACAGGAUGAGCAACAAAAGGAUCGGUCAGUGACAGCGGAAGGAGAGGUGGUACAGGGACAAGAGGAACAAGGCUACACUCAGGUGGGAGGAGAGAACGCUAGAAGAGGAGACUCUGAGCAACAGUAUGUGCCGCGUGGUUCUUACCAGAACCAGAGAGGCCGCCGAGGUGUUCGAAGAGGCUACUCCAAUGGCCGGGGAGGUCGAGGAGGUGGUGGUUAUCCGAAUGGUAAUGGUAAUUCCGGUGGAAACGGUUACCCAAGAAGCUACUACAGCAACAGAGGAAGGGGACGUGGCGGUGGUAAUGGUGGUGGAGGAAAUGGCCAUUCAUACAACAACAACCACCAAGACUCUGCUGCUCCUGUUGCUUCUUAG